Messenger RNA from Hyaloscypha bicolor E, 791 nucleotides. Its product is annotated as putative 40S ribosomal protein S27. The transcript has 3 exons. Gene Ontology annotation, biological process: translation; ribosomal small subunit assembly. Gene Ontology annotation, cellular component: cytosolic small ribosomal subunit; ribosome. The record is from RefSeq and is a predicted model, not a curated record. NCBI's taxonomy places the organism in Eukaryota, Fungi, Ascomycota, Leotiomycetes, Helotiales, Hyaloscyphaceae. Gene Ontology annotation, molecular function: structural constituent of ribosome; RNA binding. The coding region runs from base 106 to 354 and encodes 82 amino acids.
GACAACGACUGACACUCGCUAUCUACGUCCUCGACACCCUCACAAUCGACGAAAGACCCGUCAGUCACUUCGAGCACAUACAAGUUUCGACUUCAAACGGUCAAGAUGGUUCUCGCCGUAGAUCUUCUCAACCCAACUCCUGCCGCUGAGGCGCGCAAGCACAAGCUCAAGAACCUUGUCCCUGCUCCUCGAUCCUUCUUCAUGGACGUCAAGUGCCCCGGCUGCUUUACUAUCACCACGGUCUUCUCACACGCGCAAACCGUCGUCAUCUGCGCCGGCUGCUCGACUGUCCUGUGCCAACCGACCGGUGGAAAGGCCCGUCUGACUGAGGGCUGCUCAUUCCGAAGAAAGUAGACAUGUCUCCCUCGUCUGCUUUCCUUUGUCCACGGGUCGGUUUGCAUUCAUUAUGAGAGUUUAGACGAUGGCUCUCACUUCUCUUGCGCAUACAUAUUUGGCGGAUAGAAGAUGGACAUCGACCAAAAAUCCUUGAGCUAGCAGCAAAAAUUAAGGGCGUUUGGGAAUAAUCCGGAUAUCUUGCAUCAAAUUCCGAUGAACUUCUUUCUCUUUUCCUUGUGUAUCCUGAAUCGAAGUGGCCGUGGAUCUGUUGCAUAUCUUGAUAUGCGAAUAAAACUUGCAUGGGAAGGAGCAGAAAUGGCGAUAUCACUUGAGUGUUUAGAGGAGAUCUGCCUGGUAGAGUCUGGGUGGAUCGAUCUUUGAUGCGAGGACGUGGUGCGCUUAUUGAGGAUUGCUACAUACCCAGAGCAGUUGAUGGUGAUUGGGCUUGUGCAUAC